GGACGACUGCAGACAUGGCCCCCAUAAAAACGUCUUGGAACCGCCUCAUCCGCUUCGUUGCGGCAGAGACGUCUCAGGUGCACAUCGGCGAGCCUGUAGACCGCUGGCAAGAUGUCGGUCUCGCGUCCCACAAGAAACAGACGAUCAAAGCGUAUGAGAUCGUCGGCUCCGCGCUCGACCCUGCCGCACAGGUCACGAACAACGUCCUCACCGUGAAGCAACUUCUCCCCCCUCUCACACGCGAGCAGAUUGGCGUCGUGCGCUGCCUGGGCCUCAACUACGGCGACCACGCGGCGGAGGCCGGCCUGGCGAAGCCCAAGUACCCCAUCCUCUUCUAUAAGCCCCCCGCCGCACUCAUCGGCCCCGACGCCCCCAUCACGAUCCCGAAGGUCACGCAGCCCGUGGACCAACACCUGCCCGACUACGAGGUCGAGCUCACAAUCGUCAUCGGCAAGGCCGCGAAGAACGUGUCUGAGGCGGACGCGCUCGACUAUGUGAUCGGCUACACAGGCGCGAACGACAUGUCGUUCCGGUACCACCAGAUGGCCGUCUCGCAGUGGGGCUUCUCGAAGGGCUACGACGAUGCGACGCCGAUUGGUCCCUGUCUCGUCUCGACGACUGCUAUCCCCGACCCGCAGCGGCUCGGGCUCAAGUGUACGUUGAAUGGAAAGGUCAUGCAGGACGGCACCACCGCCGACCAGCUCUUCAGCGUCCGCCAAACCGUGGCGUUUCUCUCCCAGGGGACGACCCUCCACCCGGGCUCGGUCAUCAUGACCGGCACGCCUAAGGGCGUCGGCUUCGCGAAAAAGCCGGCCGUAUAUCUCAAGCACGGCGACCAGGUUACGGUCUGGGUCGACGGCGGUAUCGGCACGCUCGUUAACGACGUCGUCGAGGAAGGCAAGGGUGCUAUUAAGGCCAAGUUGUAGAUGUCUAUAUUGGAUUACAGGAAUUGUAGUAUGGUACGCUAGGACAGCAAUGUAUGAUAUGCAAGUAGUGCAGAAGUGUCAAAGCAACGCGUGUCUAGUUC
Molecule: messenger RNA, 1027 nt
Organism: Phanerochaete carnosa HHB-10118-sp
Lineage: Eukaryota; Fungi; Basidiomycota; Agaricomycetes; Polyporales; Phanerochaetaceae
Exons: 9
Coding region: 15-926 (303 amino acids)
Molecular function (GO): acetylpyruvate hydrolase activity
Source: RefSeq, a predicted model, not a curated record